Molecule: messenger RNA, 834 nt
Organism: Cadophora gregata
Lineage: Eukaryota; Fungi; Ascomycota; Leotiomycetes; Helotiales; Ploettnerulaceae
Exons: 2
Coding region: 1-834 (277 amino acids)
Source: RefSeq, a predicted model, not a curated record
AUGUCGCCCUCAAGGGCGGUAGUCAAGGACAAUCCGGGUGAUCCGACUGAAACAGAUGUGGAGAGGAAGGUUGAUAUAAAGACUGGAGACCGAGAACGAUCUGAACUCGAGGGGAAUGCCGGCAUCAAAGAUAAGAAUGCGGAGACUGCUGAGGAGAAUGCUCGCAUUGUCGGCGCGUCUAAGCUAGUCGAAGCACUCACAGCCCUCGACAAGAAUCGCCAUAGUAGUCGCACACGCAGAGGUGUUACUACUUACAACGUGAAGGAACUUGCUGGCACCGCAAUCCAUACUCCUCGAAAGUUUAACAAGGGCGAGAACGGUGAAGACAAGAUCAGUUCUUCAAAAUUUGAGAAGGUUGAAGCUUCUUCAACCCGCCCUCCUUCGAAAUUAAAUGAUAAGUUAGGCAAAUACGCUAGCCUCCCUUUGUCAUCCUUCACAACUGUUUCGAAAUUUGUAGAGACCAGAAAGCAGGGCACAGCAGUUUUCGUUUCCGUUUCAUCUUCCGCAUCUACUCUUGACGGACUCACCUCUGAGGUGACAACACCAGUUUCAUCAAAAAACACACUAGCCUUUCCGCCACCCACUGGUCUCAACCACAACUCGGCGAAGCCACUUCUUCCAGUCUCUCUAGCACCUCCGAUUUUGCGGAAGAAGGUCAGCUACAAUCCCUUCCACCAGCAAAUCAAGUUGGUAGUCAAGCAGAAGGGAGAAGUAGAAGAGCACUCGGUCAAACAUACUAAUCCACGCGACGCCGUUACUCUCGGUGCUGUCAGCAAGUUGUCCUCAUCCGCAGAUAGUAUAAAGGAGUGGGGUAGUGCCGUUAAAAGUGCAUAG